This is a messenger RNA of Grus americana (Whooping crane), 2566 nucleotides long. It is a transcript of the gene TINCR, whose product is annotated as TINCR ubiquitin domain containing. The record is from RefSeq and is a predicted model, not a curated record. NCBI's taxonomy places the organism in Eukaryota, Metazoa, Chordata, Aves, Gruiformes, Gruidae. Bases 1 to 264 code for a protein of 87 amino acids. Gene Ontology annotation, molecular function: protein binding. The transcript is spliced from 5 exons.
AUGGACACGCUGCGAAGGAGCCUUUCUCGCUGGAAGAGGUACCACAUUAAGGUGCACCUGGCUGACGAGGACCUGAUGAUGCCCCUGACGGUCAAGCCCAGAGACACAGUGAUGGACCUACGGGCUCACUUAGUACGGGAGGGCGUCACUUCCUGGAAGAAGACAUUUUAUUACAACUCCAGGCAGCUCGAGGAGCAUGAGACUCUCAAAGAAGCCAAUAUCCAGAAUGGCUCUGUCCUGCUUCUUGUCAGCAAUAAAAGAUAAUGCCAAGAAGCACAGCCAGAGCCAUGAGAGAGUGUGACAAGGGCUGAAGGGAAGUAGAUGGAAGAGAGCUUGGCCAUGGAAAGGCAGCCCGGCCGCCAGUGUCUGUCCCCCUGCUCCAAUAACUUCUGAACCAGCAGACCUGAUUCAACCCAGUUUGAUGGAAAGAGUGAGGUGUCACAGACCCAAGAUUCCUGCAAUUUUCAUGAAAAAAACAGCAGCUGGAUAGAAGAGAGACAUUUAAGUUAAUAUCCUACUGAAGGAAAGAGCAGGAAGAGCUGGUUUGGUUGCUGUCCUUCAAAUGAUGGAUCUUAUCACAUGGGAAACAGAAGGAAAAAAUAGCAAGCCACCUGGAAACAGCUACAGGUGCAGACAAGACCAAGGACCAAAGCUGAAAGGCGUACAAGCUCCUGUCUGUGCACCAGCCUGGGCAUGUUGCAAGAUGGAGACGUUUGCAACUUCGCGUGCUGCACCAGGGUUGGCAUUUCUUCUUGUCAGGAGUGUUUAUCUUUGAAAUCCUGCUACUGACGGGGCAACACACACAGGAUUACCACCAUUGUUCGUUGUUGCAUUCACCUCCACCUUGGAGCUGCAGCCAGGCCUUCCCAGCCAGCUCCUUUUCCCAAGCUUCAUGAGCAGAAGACAAGCCCAGGCAAGCCAUCUCCACCAGCUGCUGUGCUUCAGCAAGGCAGCUCAGGCUGAGGCACAUUUCAGCAGCUCUUCUGUGCUUCUCCUGUACUCGAGUUGUGGAUGCAUCAAGUGCUUCAGUUUACAGGGCCAUCAGCCUGGCAGCUUUCCUCAGCACUAAAUUUACUUUUUAAAGUUACAUCAAUGUUGUACCCAGAGGAAAUGGAGGAACAGAUGCAGCCUGUGAAGUCUGGCUUUAAUUCACCUGCCUCAUUUAAUUUCCUGCCCUGCCUUCUAAUCAAUGAGUCUGCACUAGUGGCCCUGGGAAUACAGAGAUCUUUUCAUAUACAGGAGAAUUCAACGCCGUGGCUGUGCUGGCUGUGCUCUUGGGGUCUCAAGCAAGCUGUGUCACAUCUCCUGUGAGGCUGCUUCAUUAUGGAUUUCCCUUCCCCAGAAGCACUUGCACACACUCUCCAAUCCGUGGCAGCUGCACCACAUUUCCUUGCAGGGGCUCCGUGCCACGUUAGCCUCUCUUAGUCAGGCUGGCUGUGCUGUGUUCCCUCCUGGAAGUGCUCUCCUUCCAGGUGUUCCUGGUUUUCAGCCACAUGGUUUUCUUUUCAGGGCCACAUGCUGCUUUCUAGGGCUCUGUCCCCAUGGUGGCUCUGCUGUGCUACCUCAGACAGGCUGCUGAGGCCAAAUGUGCCUUGUUACUUCCUGGGGCUCCCAACAACAUCGUGGGACCAGUGGUGCUUCACAGUGGCUCCUUUCUUGAGGCAGCUGUGCCGAUGCUCCCUCGCAUCGUGCCAUACUGACCCCGUGGAGUGUCACUUCCCAGGUGUCCCUUCAUCGAGGACAGCAGCACCAUGACUAAAGCACAAAGGUGCUUUCAGGACUACAUUGCCUCAGACUCAGGGCUAUCAGGAAGCCCUGAUAAAUGGCACUUUUACUUUGGUUAAGCUGACUGUCACCGUCCUGAGUUUUUUUGAGCUCACAUUAAUUCCAGGCAGUGCUGCCUGUUGCUUAAUCAGCUGGUGUCAAAACCCUGGGAGACAGGAAGGCUGUCUUUGGCUGGUAGCACCUAUUUGGUGACGUUGCUGCUUUACCUCACAUAUUAUAAUCUGUAUCAGAUUGCUCUUUGUCUGCUAAAAUGGACAAUUAGGAUCCAGUUGUAAUGCAAAUUGCAUGGUGGAAUAAAAACCGUGGGGAACAAAAUCACAAGUAAGUAUUUAUGUCAGCCUUUGUUAUUGUGUGAUGGGUCCUGCUCAGUUAAGGCUUGCUGUGAAGCAUCAGACAGAAGAGAACCUGGUGCGCCUUUGUAUUUUAUAGGCACGAGCUGCCGAGCUGCUCUGUGUAAGACUGCCUUUAGGCACUCGCAGGCCCCAAUAAUAUGUAUGUGUGCAAACCUAACAGACAGAUUGCCGCCUACACUGGAAAUUUGAUGAUUGCCUUGUUUUUUCAAGGCUCUGUUUUAUAUACUGCAGGCCAAACCCAUGGGUAAUUUCCAGUCUCUCUGCACAGGGCUGAGAUGACGUGGUGAGAGAAGCAUAGACAUGCUGAAAUUUCAAUCUGCCACAUAAUGUGCUCCUAACACUGAUAGCCUUGUAAGUGUGGUGUUGUCAUUGGUGUCGUUGCUGUUCUUGUAAUUGUAGUCUUCCCAUGUUUGGUGCUAAAUGUUGUA